ACAUGUUAGCGCAAUGACUUUUGAGUAACAUCUAACUGGGACGAGGCUCCCGGCGUGAGGAGGACAGGGCCUUUUUCGGGAGGGGGGGAAAGGAGCACUUGCCAUCUGCCGGGGAACGAGAAGUAAGACGGCAAAAGAGUUCAGACCAGUCCAAGAAUCAGCGGUGGAAAAUCCAGUUUGGCCAUUUGAAUUGAAAGAUGAGCUUGUUGUCUGCCAUAGACACGAGUGCCUCCGUGUACCAGCCUGCGCAACUUCUCAACUGGGUCUAUCUCUCAUUGCAAGACCCCCACCAGACCAGCGCUUUUGACGCAUUCAGACCCGAACCCAACUCUUCCCACCCGGAUCUCAAUUUCACCAAGACUCCCUCAGCGGUGGACUUGAGCUCGUCCCUGAACUCCAAUUAUCUCAACAACUUCUUUCAGCUGCAGCGGAAUGAGGCCUUAAACAACAAUGUGUAUAAGAAUGUGUCACCCUAUGGCUCCCUGAACAACAUCGUGGAUGGACUCAACUCCCUGACGGACCAUUUCUCAGACCUUUCUCUUUCUUCAGAGCCAAGAAAACCAAACAAAAGACCCCCUCCCAACUACUUAUGCCACCUGUGCUUCAACAAGGGCCAUUACAUCAAAGACUGCCCUCAGGCCAGACCCAAAGGUGAAGGGCUGACACCCUACCAGGGAAAGAAGAGAUGCUUCGGAGAGUAUAAGUGCCCCAAGUGUAAGAGGAAGUGGAUGAGUGGCAACUCCUGGGCCAACAUGGGACAAGAGUGUAUCAAAUGCCACAUCAACGUCUAUCCACACAAACAGCGCCCUUUAGAGAAGCCGGAUGGCCUGGAUGUUUCUGACCAGAGUAAGGAGCACCCGCAACACCUGUGCGAGAAAUGUUUCCCUCAUCCCUGCCCUGCACACAACAUGGCAGCCUUUCCUCCUCACGUCUUCCCCUCUUCUCUUAGAAGACUCAAUGAUAGACAGUAGCUCUCAUCCUCUCUGUCCCUCUACUCAACCAUGCUUUUUCUUUUCAUUUUUUUUUCUCCAGUGACAGUAUUGAAGAUUACAUCCAGGAAUAAGAGGAAUAUAUUCAUUUAGGAUCAAUCUCUCCAAGUGCUCUUCAUCAAAAGCAAAAAUGUGCCAAAAUCAGUGACUUUUUUUGUGCCUCACGUAUCAGAAUCCACACAACCUCGUUGAUCCAACUCGAUGUUUAACAACAACAAAUCAUGCAUUGAUGAAUUAGUAUGUAUUUCAAUGGUGUCACUGACCUUAUUGGUCUCAAUACAUUACCUCACCUUGAGGUUUGUUGGCUUUGUGUUUACAGAGAUCAGCCUUCCAGUGAAGUGUGUAGUUUAUCCCGGGCCUCUCGUGAUGGUAUAAUGUAUACGAGGCCUUGGAUGUCUUGCCGUGUUCGGGUCAACAGCACAUCUUAUUAACUGUGAAUUAACUGAGGGACAAUGUGCCAUACAUCCCUAGCUUACAUUUGGCCUAUUUAUUUUCUUGUUUUCUCGUGUGCAAUUUGAGUUUUGUUGUUUGUUUGUAUAUCACAUUAUUGUGUAACUGCUUCCACGUGUCUUUAGAAACUACUGUAGGUUCAGUCGCUCCUCGUCUACAUUUAGUGAAUCGCUAACAGAAAAGGGUUUUUCACCCUUUCUAGAAUAUUUUUGCUGCCAUGCAAUUUAUCAAUUAUCUAUAGUGUUAGAUACGAAGAGAUGUUAAAGGGCAAAUUGUGUUCAUUUCCAAACACGUAAAGGUCAACUGAUAAGGAGCUGUAUGAAAACGCUAGUUUUGGUACCAAUAAUCUUGCCGUCUACACAGUUUCUCUCUAGUGAAUAUUACAUUUUUCAAAGCGCUUUAAAAAAGAAUUUCCUGCUUGCAACAUUUUGAUUAGCGUUGUCAAACAUGAUUAAACUGGUCACAUGUACGGCCUGACUAGAUUCAAACCACACAUUAGUAAAAUACAAAGAAGAUGCUGGUUGGAAAGAGACAUCUGAGUUCACAUUGGAGUGAGUGCCAGUUGAAGCCUGCAGCCUUAGUUGAGUCAGUGAAAUGGAAACUUUUCCAAGAGCUUGAACCCUUCAAAAACAACGUCCAGCAGCUGAUUGCCGAGUAAAGAGUGUCCAGAGGGAGGUGACGUUUAGGAGUGACCUUCAGAUCGGUUGAGAGAAACAAUAAGAUGAAACAUAGGAGGAUGGAUUUGUAAUGUGGUGAUGCUGAAGAUUCAAGGACGUAUUGAAAGUGACGAUUACUUAAGUUUACACUUAUACUAUUUUUGCCUACUAUUAUAAACCAAUGUCUUUAAAGGAAGAGAAGUUCACAUCCUGUUUACAUAUAUCACCGUGUGGUCGGAAGCAUUACAGCGGAAAUUAAUGUGGCUUUGACUUUUAGAGACAUGCCUUUCGAGGAACCGUGUGACUAUUUUAUACGUACUGUAUAUCUAGCCUUAUAAAAGCUGGUUGAUGAUAUUUUAUAUUGUAACAUACUGUGCCUUAACAAGAUCGAAAUCAUGCUGAAGUAUCAGAACAAUGGGAGGCCAUUUGAAAUUGGGGAAAGAUGUGCAGAUAGGGCGGUAAUGCAUGUGCUAACUGAUGCAUAGGAAGUUUAAUAAUGCAGAUUCAAGGUGUAACAAAGGACAAGAAAAUGAUCCAGUUCAUCUAUUAGCGUGUACUGGCGUGGUGAGCGCUCGCUCCAACACAGUUUGUGCUGAGUUGGAGGCGCAGGCUGAAAUAGCAUUUCCAGCUGGCAAAAACAAUCCUACUGUGGUCUGUUGUCAUGGAAUAUCCACAAUGAUGAUAUUUCUCAGUCGAUCCUCACAACAGAGCGGAGUCGCUCACGAAACUGUGGACCUCACUCUUUGUUAUUUUAAUCUAUUGUGUUUGUGUUCAUCCAAGGAAGCGUGGGUUUUGUAUUUUUUUUAAACAUGCCUUAGUGGGAAAGAUUGCAGAGGCAGAUGAUGGUACCUUACAGUUUGGGGACAUUUAGCUCAGUUCCAUCAGUCAAGUUAAAGUUAAAGGGGCACUCCAGUGAUUUAGUCCUGCAGUUCCACAAAGUUAUGAGGCUGGCCAAAAACACGAAAGAAUAGCAGAGGCUAAACUAUCCAAACUUGUAUUCCCUGUUGUGGCUCACACUCCAAAAUGCUGGAUUCUACCUUUCCCAUAAUGCACCUCAAUAGCAUCUUUCAGAAGACUUCCACUUACUGGUAAAAUGCCCCAAGCAGAGAUAACUGUGAUGACAUAACCAGGGUUAUUUACUCCUCCAGGGCUUCACAGUCCGAGAAGUUCUCCCUGUGACGAGGACACUGAACUUCAUGAGCAAAAUUCAUGGAGUGCCCCCUUAAAAGAAAGAAAGUGCGCAAGUACAGUACAAUGCGACAAAGACCGGUUCCGAGUGAAAGAUUCCCCUUUUAGUUGGGAACAAUCAAACCUAACAGGUCUGAAGCGUACUGUCCACAUCGUGCCAUGAGGCUGUAGGGAGAGGAAUAGAUACCAACGAUGCCUUAUGAACGAAGCUCAUAAACAAGGAACAAUGGCUUUGUGAUUCACAGAGUUCUGGCACCAGAGUGACUCAGCCCAGAGAUUUGUUAUGAGGAGGCCAUUUAAAGGCAAAUUAAGAGCCAAUGGAAGCAGUUAGUGGAAUAUAUUUGAAAAAAAACCUCUGCUUUCAGACAUCAUGUCUUGAAUGCAUAUACUUGACUUUUCUAGUACCUUUUCAGUUCAAAUUUGUUAUUUUCUAUAUUGAGAUGUGUAUUUUGGAACACUUAAUAGAUGUUGAAAAUUUUACAGCAAUCUGCAAAAACUCAAGAGUUAUUUCCCUGACAAAGAAAGACUGUUUUAUGUAUAUAUUUGAUGGCCAUCAUUAUGAUAGUAGCACUUUUAAAGUGUUAUGCAAUAUUGAAGUGUUUUUUUCAUGUGAUGGGCCUAUUGAUGAGAAAUAAACAAAGCUGGGAGUUUUUCUUUACUUUUAUGUAUUACAAUAAUCUGAGGGGUUAUCCUACAGAAAUAUUUAUGGAAAGAUUUUUUACAACACUUUUUGUAUAGAAUAUGCAACAAAGUUACACUAAGAAGGAAAUAUUGAUGUCUACAUAGAGUAUUAUAAAAAAGCUGGUACAUAAUUAAUACCCUUUAUCAAUUGUAAGCCAUUGUUUGUUUGUGUUUUGUUCUGAUGUUAUCAGUGUUGAAUAAGUCACAAUGUUAUUCAGUUGCUAUAUGUAACUAAUUAUGAGCUGCCAUUUACAUUCAUACAGUAUCAUGUAUUCAUUUUGUAAACAAUAUUAUGAAGAUAUAUAUUGUGUUAACAUGCAGACAUCUUUCUGAUUUAGUGACGGAUACUCACCACUGUAUAAGCACGUUGAACUGUGAGAAGUAGUUUGCUAAAAGCAGCAAUGACAAGAAACUAUUAUAAAAUGUUAGUGUUAUUCAUAGUUUAGGGAAUGUAUACUUGUCAAGAAAAGCAUGUGUGACAAAAAACUAUUUUAGAGUUUGCAUGUGCAUGUGUUUGGCUUGGAAUUAAAUAUUAUUUUGUGCAAUGUAUACUUAUUUAAAAAUGUGACAGUAGUUUGCUACAGUACAUAUUGUUUUUAACAUUAUCAGCAACUUCUGAUUGUUAUUAGUCUUGAAUUAUUUCAUUUAUCGCUCGUGUAGCCUCUAUGAAUAAUACAUAUUUACUGAAUGUAAUAUGUUAACACUUAUGUGGUCAAUUUGGAAAGUUAUGUUGGUUUUCUCUACUGUCUGUAUCACUUGACAUGUUUGUAUUGCAAUACCGUAAUAAUGUUUUACUUUGAAUUGGACAGAACACAGACGUGAGGUCGGAAAGACGAUGAUUUUGGGAAACAAGGACAGUCAUGGUUUCGAGAGGAGACCACAGGUCUGUUUCUUCAUGUCCAUGAAAUGGCAUUCCAAAAUGUGCCUUAUUUGUUAGUUCUGAAAACAUUUUAGUCCUGUCGAGAGUUUGAUGAAUAAAAGUCAUAUUGAAUUAGGA
Pseudoliparis swirei is the source of this 4961-nucleotide messenger RNA. It is a transcript of the gene zcchc24, whose product is annotated as zinc finger, CCHC domain containing 24. NCBI's taxonomy places the organism in Eukaryota, Metazoa, Chordata, Actinopteri, Perciformes, Liparidae. The coding region runs from base 198 to 971 and encodes 257 amino acids. The transcript has 5 exons. The record is from RefSeq and is a predicted model, not a curated record. Gene Ontology annotation, molecular function: nucleic acid binding; zinc ion binding.